Messenger RNA from Manihot esculenta (cassava), 2521 nucleotides. RefSeq lists its product as uncharacterized. The transcript has 2 exons. The record is from RefSeq and is a predicted model, not a curated record. Bases 153 to 1022 code for a protein of 289 amino acids. NCBI's taxonomy places the organism in Eukaryota, Viridiplantae, Streptophyta, Magnoliopsida, Malpighiales, Euphorbiaceae.
UUCAGAUCACUGAACUCGAAAAAACGGAAGCAGGCCAACUGAAAGAACCUGUAUGGGUAUGGCAUUUUCUGACUUCUUCAAAACAAUCUAAGACCUUCAAGUACAUAGUGGACUGCAGAAACAGAGAAAAUACCUCAUUAUCAGGAGCUAAAAUGGCAUCAAUGGCGACCCAUUUCUCCGCCGCCUUGUUUCUUCUUCCAGUUGGGCUGCGCCGCCUCUUCUUCUCUUCUUCUCUCUACCUCAAGAACCCUUCUUUGUUCAGAUCCAAAACGUGGUACCUCUCUGAUCCCAAAUGGAAGAAUCUCGAUUUAUAUGUCCUCACUGUAGCCUUCCCAAUUGCUUCUUUCUCUGAAAUCUUCCUUUUCUUGACUUUUACCGGUCACCCCACUUACCGUUUCUCAUUCAUGCAUCAAUCCCUGGUUCUUUUCCUUUACUGGGCGUUGGCCAUUUUAUUUCUUUUGCGAGAUAACAUCGACCCAUUAACCCUUAAUGAUAACUUUUUGUUUGUAUUAACGGGGAUUGUGUUUUUCAUAGAGUACACAGUUAUUGGAAACGGGAUUUCUGGUCAUAUUAGUGAGGUUUUUUACGGUUUGUGUGGUAAUUUGACCGUUAUUUGUUGCUGCUGCUGCUUGUAUUUGGCUAUUAGGCCUCGUGCUUUUUUCAUGGAGUUUUGUUUUUGUUGUGGAUUGGUGUUAAGGGGAACUUGGUUUUUUCAAGCUGCUUUGUGCUUGUACACUGACGUUUUUGCCUUCAAGGGGUGCCAUAAAAUAAUGGUUUCGCCGGAAAGUGAAAAUGCUGAGUUGAAGUGUGAUCUUGAAGAUGAUGGAUUGAGGGGUGUGGCAUUGGUUAAUUUGUUAUUUAUUGGGCAUGCAAUUGGGGUGUUGCUUGUGAGCUUUGGGGUGUUUGGAGUGUUGUCAAGACAUAGGAAUUCAAGGCAUGGUGAGGCAAGUGGUCCAUUGCUGGCGGAGCUCCAAUCAGACAGCACUGUGACGCUCACACUUCCUGAGUUUGAGCUGGAAUAGAGUGGGUAUUGGUAACAGUGGAACUCCUCUGACAGGUAAACAUCCUACUUUUAAGGUUUAUCAUGGAGCUUUUCUUUUCUCCAACAUAUUAUUACAGUAUUCACACUUACCCAUGUUGUAUUCUAUUUCAUGUUUGAGCAGUAGUUGAUAGUAACUGUGAACUUCUAAAUUUGUGAAAAUCAUCAACAUGACUAGAUAAUAUUUAAUGUGAUGUGUCUGAUGGCUCCUGAAAUUACUUUGCUAUCAUUUGCACAAUUUAAGUAGACUUGGAACAUACAGUUUUGCACUUACUAUGAGAAAAGGUUUGUGGUAACAGUCACGGAAAACAUUGAAGUCCAUAAGUGGCAGCAUAUUGCAUGUCCUAACUGCAAAUGAACUAUUAAAUGUAGAAUAUGAAUUAAUCUAGUUUAGUAUAUCUCAUUGGAGAAGGAAACUUUGAGGUUGUCAACCAUCGUCUCUGAAAACGUCCAAAUCCAUGGAUUUUAAUUCGAGAACGAAUUCGCUUCAUCUUUUUGGUGAAUUCACCACAUCUUUGUUUAAGCAUUGCAGAUUUUGGGAACUUUACCAGUUUCCUAACAUAUUUACACCCUGCAUUUUCUGGAAGGAAAACAAAGUAUGAAUAAACGGAAAUGUAGAACAGAACAUAUUUCCAUUUUUCUUGUUUUAAUUAUCACUCCGCUGGAAAUGUUAUGCUGACAAUAUUGAUGCACAAACAAGCUAUGUAUUCUUAUAUAUCCUGUUUCAAUAAGUUCUCUAAACGUUUGGAUGAUGGAAUGACUGGUCAGUGGAUCGGUUAUCAGUUUCUUCGUAUCCAUCAGUUUGGAAACACCAUUUGGUGCAAGAAAUAAGAGUAUCAUUUUCAUUUUCUUUAAAUUCUUUUCUAAGUUGUCCUUAACAAUGUUCAAAAGCCAAAAGCAUACCUUUAACCUUUAUAACAUCUCCAUCUUCUUCCUUAUUUUCCUUGUUCAGGACCUGCAAGUUGGAACAAGAUAAUUAGUCUUGCUGUCUUGUUACUCAUGAACUUGUUGAAGGUUCCACGAGUAAGUUUGACUAAUAUUUGUUUGCUUUUGCAAUAUUAAAUUCCUAGGUUCAGCCCAAAAGUAAUAUUUGGCUUGCAGGACAAGAAAAGAGGAAAAGGCCCUAUAGCAAGAAGGGGAAAAGCAAAUGCCUUUUGGUUUCUUGAAUCUGCUCACUAUGAACUAUUAAGCUGCUUGAGUUUUUUUAAGUUUUGCAGUUCCCUACCUCAACCAAGCGUUCCAAACACUUCUGCAUCCUUCUUUGUAUGAAUCCUCUAGUGCACUAUUCAAAAACUCUCAUCAGCCAAAAAUGUAUGCAGUCCACUUAAACACCCUGUUCUCCCCAACAAAAUAUACAUGAAAAAAAAUGUGCCUUGGUAGAAUUGUUACCUUUAUGUGAUUUUUCACAUAGGCAUAGAAGUUUAAUAGACUCCACACAGUCUUAUCUAGUUUUUUACCUUCAACAUGACGUGAUGAAAUAUC